AUGAGUAGAGCUAGCGUAGAAUCUCUACCCACGCCAAGAGUUAAUCCAUUCCAGGGUUCUACCCACGCGGAGUUUUUUUCUACCCACGCCGAGCUCGAAAAACGGAAUGCUGCCAUUAUUACUAGCCCCGUAGGUUGGCGCUGCAACUCACGUGAGAAAUUGUGCCUUCUGAGCGACACUUCUGAGCUCCGCCACGCCCAAUUUACCCCUUCUGACAUCAAUAACUAUCUAUCAUGGCGCGCUGCUCCAAGACAGUCCUUCGAAAAAUCUUUCGUUUUCCAUCGUCAAAGACCUGAAGCUUAUCUCGUGCGACCGUUGGCCUCUUAUUCAAGGAAAAUGUUUCUCAAUGAAGAAGAUCCGGGAGGCCGUCAAUUUCAAUACAACUGGAUUGACGGCGUGGAGUCACUCGAAAAGUACCGUCCAGGGGGUUUUCAUCCUAUCAUGAUAGGAGACGUGCUUCGCGGGCGAUACCGAAUUAUUGACAAACUGGGCUUUGGAGGUUAUUCAACUGUUUGGCUAGCCCUGGAUACUUGUCUGCAUCGCUAUAUUGCUGUUAAAGUUGGUACAGCGAACUCACCUAUGCAAGAAACCAAGAUUCUUCGAGCUCUUUCAAACCCAGGACAUGAUUCUAUUCCCACUCCAUUAGAUGAGUUUAAACUCAAUGGGCCUAAUGGAACACAUCCAUGCUAUACCAUGAUACCCGCGCGGUGCGAUCUUCGAGAAGUGUCUUUCAGUCGCCUUUUCCCCCUCGAAGUUACGCGGGCGCUAUCAGGCAGCCUCAUACUGGCUAUCGCUUACAUACAUUCACGGGGCUACGUUCAUGGAGAUAUUCAUCUCCGUAAUAUUUUGGUUAAGUUACCAUCAGGUUUCAAUCAUCUAUCGGUUGAGGAGCUUUAUGAAGAGUAUGGAGAGCCUGAAAUCGUCUCUAUUACACGAUGCGAUGGGAAGCCGCUUCUACUAAACACUCCAUCAAAGGCAGUAUUACCUCUUUAUCUUGGAAAAGGUGCAGAGGAAUUUUCACUGUCUGACACGCAUAUACUGCUCAGUGACUUUGGUGAAGCAUUUGCUCCGGAUCUGGAAACUCGUUAUGGUAAAGACUGCCAUACACCCUUAGCAAUGCAACCUCCUGAAGCCCGGUUUGAACCAGAGGCACCUCUGUCAUACUCAGCAGAUAUCUGGAGCUUGGCCAUAGCGAUUUGGGAAAUUCUUGGUAUGCAGCCAAUCUUCUGCAAUGCAUGUGUUACUGCGGAUGAAAUAGUAUCUCAGCAAAUUGACGUGCUUGGACCCUUACCGUCGGAUUGGUGGAUGCGCUGGCAGGAGCGAAGCCAGUUUUUCGACAGCAACGGGAACCCAAAAGAAGGCCGCUAUGUUUGGCCUGGAAUUGAAAUGGCUUUUGAGGACACUGUACAGAAGUAUCGACGAAAACGUGGGUGUGAGUUUGAUACGGAAGAAACAACCGCCAUUAUUGAUUUGAUGCGCCGAAUGUUGGUAUUCCGACCUGAAGAACGGCUAACGAUCCAGGAGGUCCUACAGUCAGAGUGGGUGGUUAAAUGGGCGUUACCUCAAUUAAAGCGGGAUUCACAGACAGUGUAGACAGGUACCUAUAAACACCGCAUCUUAUCGUUGCAUUUUGUGACUGACCCAUCACUUGAAGACAAACGCCUAACUGUUGUCUUGCCAAUGAAAACCACUCUGGAUAUAUCUCUUUGUCAAAUUCUUAGUUAUCUUACGAACAUAUGCUGUUAAUGAGAGCUCGUGAUUCUAAUCAUAGAGAUUAACGAAUUUGCAAAGACAU
Aspergillus ochraceoroseus IBT 24754 is the source of this 1795-nucleotide messenger RNA. RefSeq lists its product as uncharacterized. The transcript is spliced from 6 exons. The record is from RefSeq and is a predicted model, not a curated record. Gene Ontology annotation, molecular function: ATP binding; protein kinase activity. Lineage: Eukaryota; Fungi; Ascomycota; Eurotiomycetes; Eurotiales; Aspergillaceae. Bases 1 to 1593 code for a protein of 530 amino acids. Gene Ontology annotation, biological process: regulation of mRNA processing; spliceosomal complex assembly; protein phosphorylation.